UAAUCGGGGUAACAGCAGCAUCAUGGCAGAAUGCACAGACGCACAUCCUUGUGCAGAUUUCGAGGACAUGCCCGAGCUAUCAGACAGGGAUGGUGACUCCAGUGAUAACGAAGACCAGUGGCAGUGGAUGGAGGAGGACAGUCAACAGGUUACCUGUUUAUUUUGUGACAGAUUACUAAAUUCAGUGCCUGACACCUUUCAGCACUGCACGGCUGAGCACCAAGUCAACAUUAUAGAUCUGAUUAAGAAACACAAUUUAGGUGACUACAGUUACAUAAAGCUGAUCAAUUUCAUACGCUCAACAAAAUGUGAUCCAUCACAUCUCAUCGGGCUGCCAGAUGUUUCCUUACCGUGGGAGAGUGAAGACUUCCUCCAGCCAGUUAUACAGGAUGACCCCUUAUUGCAAACUGACCCUGAGGAUCUGUGUGGUCACCAGGGGAAGGUUGCAUCAACAUGCGGGCCAUCAGAGUCCAAUGAGGCAAUGCUGCAGAGGAUUACUUUUGCUGAGGAUGCUGUGGCUCAAUCCUUUGAAAAUCUGCAUCAACUAAAGAUGCUGCUCCGAGAUUUGGUGCUGAAUCCAGAAACUGGAACCUCCACUAACCUGUGCAGUGUGGCUGAGCUUCGCGAGGAAGAGGACGAAGCCUACUUCAGCUCAUAUGGUCAUUAUGGAAUUCACGAGGAGAUGCUCAAGGAUAAAGUGCGCACUGAGAGUUACCGUGACUUCAUGUACAAUAACCCUGAAGUGUUCAGAGACAAGGUUGUUUUAGAUGUCGGCUGUGGGACUUGCAUACUAUCGAUGUUUGCUGCCAGGGCUGGAGCCAAGAAGGUCAUAGCUGUUGACCAAUCAGAAAUUAUCUACCUGGCCAUGGAUAUAGUCAGGUCCAACAAGCUGGAGGACAAGAUCACUUUGCUCAAAGGACGCAUAGAAGACAUCAGCCUCCCCGUGGAGAAGGUGGAUAUUAUAAUCUCAGAAUGGAUGGGUUACUUUUUGCUGUUUGAGUCCAUGUUGGACUCCGUCUUGGUGGCCAGAGACCUCUAUUUGGAUGAAGAUGGUUCAGUCUACCCAGACGUUUGUAACAUCAGCCUGGCAGCAGUGGGAGAUAAACAGAAGCAUGAAGAAUGCAUUGCAUUCUGGGAUGAUGUGUAUGGCUUUAACAUGUCAUGCAUGAAGAAGGUCGUCGUGCCGGAGGCUGUCGUGCAAGUGUUAAAUGCAGACUCUCUCAUCUCCGAACCUACGGUCAUACAGACAAUCGACUGCAACAGAGUGCUUCAUUCAGAGCUGGAGUUUGCAGCCGACUUUUGCUUGAAGAUUACCAACACCACAGACUGCACGGCAAUUGUCGGCUACUUUGACGUUUUCUUUGACAAAGGCUGCCGUAACAAGGUGAUGUUCUCCACGGGUCCACAGGUCACAAAGACCCAUUGGAAACAGACCAUCUUCCAACUGGAGAGACCCUUUACAGUCCAGGCUGGGGAGGAGCUUCAAGGAAAGAUCACAGUGCGCAAAAACAAAAAGGACCCUCGCUCACUGUUGGUCACCUUUGACCUCCGAGACAGGAAGCUGACCUACAGCGUCCAGUAAUGUCAUGUAACUGACAUUAUAAAAACAGUAAAUGUGUUGUUGUUAGUAUUAGUAUAAAAACUGCCUAUGUAUUAAGCCAUUUUUGGAUUGUUUUUCUUAUUCGUAAUAAAAAAAUUAUUAAUAUUCUCCUUGCCGAUGUGUUUUAUGUUAAGUUACAGGAUGUUGAGAGCUUAAGUUUGUACCAUUCAUUUCAUUAUGCACAUGAAGUGAAAAUUUAACAACAUUUUGGAGUUGCUCCCAUCGAUCCAUUUUCUGAGCCGCUUCACCUCACUAGGGUCGCGGGCGUGCUGGAGCCUAUCCCAGCUGUCAUCGGGCAGGAGGCGGAGUACACCCUGAACUGGUUGCCAGCCAAUCGUAGGGCACACCUACGGGCAAUUUAGAGUCUCCAAUUCAUGCAUGUUUUUGGGAUGUGGGAGCAAACCGGAGUGCCCGGAUAAAACCCACACAGGCACGGGGAGAACAUGCAAACUCCACACAGGCGGGGCCGGGGAUUGAACCCGGGUCCUCAGAACUGUGAGGCUGACGCUCUAACCAGUCGUCCACCGUGCCGCCGUUGCUCCCAUUUGCAGCUAAAACAUUGUUCACUCCUCUGGGAAGACACUCUACAAGAGGCUCUGAUUCACAAAUCUUUUUUCCAACUGUGAAUGUAUUUAAGUCCAGGUUAAAAACUUCUUUUUUUUCUCAUGCGUUGCAGAGCAUUUCCACUUUAAAAUAAUCUUCCUUGCAUUAUACGCUGUUUUUAUUGUUUUUGUUUGUUUUUGUUUUAUGUUCGUAAACAGUUAUUUUUCUUUGUUUUUAAAUGCUUUUAAUCAUGUAAAGCAUAUUGGUUUACCAUCCGUCCAUCCAUUUUCUGUACCGCUUAUCCUCACAUUGUAUAUGAA
Phycodurus eques (leafy seadragon) is the source of this 2463-nucleotide messenger RNA. It is a transcript of the gene prmt3, whose product is annotated as protein arginine methyltransferase 3. The record is from RefSeq and is a predicted model, not a curated record. Gene Ontology annotation, biological process: peptidyl-arginine methylation. Gene Ontology annotation, molecular function: protein-arginine N-methyltransferase activity. Bases 23 to 1582 code for a protein of 519 amino acids. The transcript is spliced from 16 exons. Gene Ontology annotation, cellular component: nucleus. NCBI's taxonomy places the organism in Eukaryota, Metazoa, Chordata, Actinopteri, Syngnathiformes, Syngnathidae.